AUGUGGGUUGAGUGUAUACUCCCAAUCUGUGAAGGUGUUGCCAAGCAAUCGUGUCCGUCUAAACUCAGCAACGGCUUCGAUUCUCGCCGCCGGGGAGGAUCCAAUUAUCUACAAGUUGCUCUUCAGAGUAGUUCCACCACCAAAAGACUCACCAGGCCGAAUUGGACCGCGAUUUCUUUGGAGUUUGAUCAGCCUCUCAAGGCGGAAUACCGCAGAUCAAUCUGUUAG
Messenger RNA from Rodentolepis nana, 228 nucleotides. The record is from the annotation of a GenBank genome assembly. Lineage: Eukaryota; Metazoa; Platyhelminthes; Cestoda; Cyclophyllidea; Hymenolepididae.